Perca flavescens (yellow perch) is the source of this 907-nucleotide messenger RNA. RefSeq names its product deoxyribonuclease I (gene dnase1). Gene Ontology annotation, biological process: DNA catabolic process. Gene Ontology annotation, cellular component: nucleus. The coding region runs from base 1 to 840 and encodes 279 amino acids. Gene Ontology annotation, molecular function: deoxyribonuclease I activity; DNA binding. The record is from RefSeq and is a predicted model, not a curated record. NCBI's taxonomy places the organism in Eukaryota, Metazoa, Chordata, Actinopteri, Perciformes, Percidae. The transcript is spliced from 8 exons.
AUGCGUUUGCUGUGUGCUUUGGGUCUGUUUUUGGCCUUGCUGAAUCUGUCUACAUCUCUGCUGCUGGGAGCCUUCAACAUCAGGUCAUUUGGAGACAAGAAAGCCUCCAACACCACUCUGAUGAACAUCAUCAGCACGAUUGUUCAUCGCUAUGACAUCAUUCUGAUCCAGGAGGUCAGAGACAACGAUCUGUCAGCAACCAAAAAACUCAUGGAGCAUGUCAACAAAGGUUCUCCUGAGUUCAGGUACAGUCACAUCGUCAGUGAGCCUCUGGGUCGCGGCUCCUAUAAGGAGAGAUACCUCUUCCUCUACAGGGAGCAGAAGGUGUCCGUAGCUAAAAACUACACAUACGAUGACGGCUGUGAGUCCUGUGGGACAGACAUCCUGAACAGAGAGCCCUUCGUCGUCAUGUUCACCUCCAAACAAACAGCUGGGAGGAACUUUGUUCUGAUCCCCCAGCACACCUCUCCGGAGUCAGCUGUGAAGGAAGUGAAUGCUCUCUUUGAUGUGGUGACUGAUGUCCGCGCCCGCUGGGACACCAAUGACAUCGUGCUGCUGGGCGACUUCAACACAGGCUGCAAAUAUGUGUCGGGCUCCGACUGGGAGCAGAUCCGCCUCUUCACUGACAAGAGUUUCCACUGGCUGAUCACCGACCAGGACGACACUACAGCGACACACACCAACUGCCCUUAUGACAGGAUUGUGGUCACUGAUGACAUGAUGAAGGGAGUGGUGCCCGGCAGUGCUAAGGUGUACGACUACAUGGUGGAUAUGAAUCUCAGCCAGAGUCUGGUAUUGGCUGUCAGCGACCAUUUCCCUGUGGAGGUGAAGCUGAUUUGACAGGCUUCUCAGCAACCAUGUAACAUUGAAUUUACAGGACCAAAAUAAACAAACUACAAACAAAUGA